GAGAGCAGGCUAGAGACAGACAGAGAGGGGCACAGGAGACAGGAGAAAGAGAGGACAGUAAAAGAUCAUAAGGUGCAGCAGAAAUGCAGAGAUGUGGUAAAUAGUGAGCACUUUGAGUGUGCUUCAGAGAGGAAGCAGGAGAAAGAAAAAGGGGGAGUUAGAAAGAGGUAGAAAAAAGUAAAGAGAAGAAAGAAAGGGAGUAUAGCCAGCUGGCAUAGUUUGAGUUUUUCGGCUCGGCUCUAAAAGUCUCAGGCUGCCCAGACUCCAAACCACAUGGACUAAGGUCCUCUCUGCUCUCUCUACAAUUACAAUAUGGAGGGUCUGUAAAAGGAGGAGAGUUGGAUUCAGGGAGCUCAAGAGUGCAGAACAGCUAGAGCCCUGCUUUGUCUUGCUGUGGAUUUUGUUAUCCGUUCAUUCCUCUUGAUGCUUUAUAGCACUGGCUAAAUUCUGUUAGUAUCUAACAUUAAGAGCCAGGACCUGCUGUACUGUACAAUGGGCCUGCAGAAUGGAGUAUGAUAUUGAUUUCUACAAACAUUUUGCCUGGCUUAGGAAGGUAAACCUCCAUUCAUCCGGCAACAGUGAGUCCUACCAGGAGCGGUUAUCCCGUCUGGAGGGAGACAAAGAGUCACUAAUUCUACAGGUGAGUGUGCUGACAGACCAGGUGGAGGCUCAGGGGGCCAAGAUCAGCGAUCUACAGAGUUCUCUGGUGGAGCAUCAGCACAAACUCGACUCCACAGAGGAGAUGCUCCAGCAGGAGCUCCUGCAUAGGACGUCACUGGAGAACCAGAAGCUGAGUCUUAUGGGGGAGGUGUCCUACCUGAAAAUAAAGCUUGCAGACAUGGAGGGAAAACAGGGCCAAGGGGCUGAAAGGCAGCACAAAGCAGAGACUGUAGUGAAUUUCAUUAGUGAGCUGCAGGAGCAGAUGUGUAGGUUUCAGAAGGAGAUCAAUAGCAAGAUCCAGGAGAAAAAGGCCUUGGAGAUCCCGGCUGACAGCAGCUCUCCAGUGGCGUGCCCUACUGAGUCCACUGAGGGCCCGGGCUCAAAACCUGGGCCAUCCUCUGACAGAACCUCAAGGGUGACGCACAAACUAGAAGAGGCUCCAGAUGGGCCUGAUGGGAACACACACAGCCUGGAAGAGGGUAGCUCAGAUGCAGAACGGCAAUACCAUUGUGGAGGAGAAAGUGGAUUAAUUAAGGAGCUCAGGAUUCUUAAGGACAAAGUGGAGCACCUGGAGGAUCAGAAGUUACAGUACGAGAAGAAACUCAAAGCAACAAAGGCAGAGAUCAGCAGUCUACAGCAGCUUCUGCUCAGUAAGAAUGCUGAGAUCGAGAGCUUGCACACUCAGCUGCUGGCCAGACCCUCUCUAUCCCCUGAGAGCUCAGAGAGAGAUCAGGAACUGCAGAAGCUUAGGAGUGGUAUGAAAUCACUGGUAGCUGCCAAUGAUGAAAAGGACCGACGUAUUGAAGAGCUCACUCUGCUCCUGAAUCAGUGCAGGCAAUUCAGAGAGGUCAGUCACAGCGCAAGACAAGCUCCACCUGCUGUUCGUUCAUUGUCAAAUGGCAGGACUCAGUCAAGUAGCAGCGAGGAAGAAGAGCACGGACUGAUGAAGAACACUGACUCUGCCAGUGCAAAAUCAGAGGAUGUCAAGUCUGAAGUAUCACAUGUUUCCACAAACAGUUCUUCCUCCCAGCAAACAUCUCUUUCGUCAGUCCAGAAAGACAGCGAUUCCAGAACAGAACCACAGACUUUAUCAAGUAGCAUGAAUGACCUAACAAAUGGACCUUUACAAAAGAGUGGUCUGGGUGACACCAGAAGUCAGACACUGCCUGUGAAUUCCUCUCUGUCAGAGCAGAAUGGGAUCGGAGACAGCAGCAGUGAAAUCCAGAGUGAAAGGUCUCCACAUGGGAGCGAAGAUGGAGACUCCAGCCAAAAAAAGUUGGAGAAAGUUGAUGACAGCACUUCGAGCGAUAAUUCCCCGCUUUAUUCUGAAGUAAAUACACAGCCUGGCCAGCGAGCUGUGGGCUCACCAGAGUACAUGAAGAAUAACAGGAGCUUCAAGAGACUCUGGGGAAAACUUCGAAGAACCCAGUCUGGAGGGCUCCAGGCAGCAGAUCCAGAUGCCGGUCAGUUUAGAAGAGGGGGACUGCGUGCGACAGCAGGACCCAGACUGACCCGGACUCCUGAAUCUUAUGACUCUGCACGUGAUUUGAAUAUUCCAUUCAGCCAGUGGACCAAGGGGCAGGUGUGUGGCUGGCUAGAGGACUAUGGACUGGGCCAGUAUGUCAAUCUCACCAGACAGUGGGUCGAAAAUGGACAGACACUGCUGUCUGCCACACCUCAGGAUUUUGAGAAGGAGAUGGGUAUGAAGAAUCCACUGCACAGGAAGAAGCUGCAGCUCGCUCUGAAUGCAUUCACCACUAAAGUUAUAGAGAAAUCAUCAGAGCUGGACUACAUCUGGGUCACCCGCUGGUUGGAUGAUAUUGGUUUGCCUCAAUAUAAAGACCAGUUCCAUGAAGCACGAGUAGAUGGUCGAAUGAUACAAUACCUCACAGUGAAUGACCUCUUGACUCUAAAGGUCACCAGCCAGCUUCACCAUCUCAGUAUUAAAUGUGCCAUCCAUGUCCUUCAUGCCAAUAAGUUCAACCCCAACUGUCUUCGGCGUAGGCCAGGAGAAGAGAGACAACCCUCUCCCUCAGAGGUGGUUCAGUGGUCUAACCAUCGCGUGAUGGAGUGGCUAAGAGCAGUGGAUCUAGCUGAGUAUGCUCCUAAUCUACGGGGCAGUGGUGUUCACGGUGGGCUGAUUAUCCUGGAGCCUCGCUUCAGCUCAGAGACUUUGGCCCUGCUGUUAAAUAUUCCUCCACAGAAGACUUUGCUCCGCCGCCACCUCGCCACCGCCUUCUCUGCCCUGGUGGGGACUCAGGCCACACAGGAGAAGCGAGAGUAUGGCAAUGCCACAGGCCAUGUGCCACUCACUACCACAGCUAAAGUAAAGCCAAAGAAGCUGGGAUUCACCCAAUUCAGUCACCUCAGAAAGAGGAAACCAGAUGAAUCUGCAGACUAUAUCUGCCCAAUAGACAGUGGAACACUGACGGUGAAUGGGGUUUCUCGCUUGCCCUCUGCAGCACUCAGGGGCCUCAGCCCCAACUUGGACAGACAACCUGAGAGGCGGGAGCCGAUGGGGAUAAAAGCUCAGGCUAAUGGCCCAAAACCUUAAUUAAAAAAAAAACAGUAGGAAAUUCCACCCUAUCCACUACACUCCCGUCUCACUCACUGACUUUGUGAAUCAGUGGAAAUCCUAAUGCAGAAAUAUACCUAAGAUGAAUCCAUGUGAUGAUUUGCUGGAUGGGCUGCAAAGAUGCUGUGUUUAGCAGGUGAUGUUAAUUGUUGUUAAUGUAUUUUUAUUCAAUGUUGCUUCAACAAAGUUCAUCUAAAAUUCUGAUGAAUGGUGACAUUGUGUGAAUUGUUUUAUGAAAGCUGCUCUCUGCAUUCCUUAUACAGUUGGUUUCCAAAGCUUACACUCUUGCUUUACAACAAUGCAUUUUACCGACCAUUUUGUAUCUCAACUUUAGUUAGAAUAUUAAUUACCUUUACCUUUAUAUAUCUGGAUUGACUGUACAGAAUAAUAAUUCACACGAGUUACUUUAAGAAUGUUUCUCAUUCAUGUCCUGUAUGACUGACAAAAUCUAAAAAUAAAUAAUUUUGAUUCCUAA
Messenger RNA from Dicentrarchus labrax (European seabass), 3710 nucleotides. RefSeq names its product PPFIA binding protein 2a (gene ppfibp2a). The coding region runs from base 506 to 3214 and encodes 902 amino acids. Gene Ontology annotation, biological process: neuromuscular junction development. NCBI's taxonomy places the organism in Eukaryota, Metazoa, Chordata, Actinopteri, Moronidae. Gene Ontology annotation, cellular component: presynaptic active zone. Gene Ontology annotation, molecular function: protein binding. The record is from RefSeq and is a predicted model, not a curated record. The transcript is spliced from 22 exons.